AUGAGUUUGCGAAAUAAAUCAUUGAUUGAAAUAAUGAAUAAACUUGAGCCUGCUGAUGUGGGUACAAAUCAAGCUUCUUCUGAACUCGAAAGCGAAGGCAAGCCAACAUUGGGCCCUAAUUUAGCUAGCGCACCCAGCUCUACUACAUUAAAUACAAUUGGAUCAAAUACAAAUAUUGCAAACACAGAAUUUAUACCCUAUUUAUUCUACUGUUUACACCAAAUAAGAAAAGAUCAGAGUAAUUCUGCAAAUAAAUUUGAACUACAAGUGGGAUUUAUUAAGCAUAGACUAAGGAGUUGCAAAACUUUCAUAGAGACCGACCAAGUAUUUAAAGACUUAAUGAGCAAAUCAAUUGAAGAUUGGAAUGAGGAGAUACAAAAUCGUGAAUGUGAACUACAAAGGAAGAAGGAAGUUAUCAAUAAUUUAAGAAGCACAAUCGAUUCUAUUUUGAAUAAAUAA
Tetrapisispora phaffii CBS 4417 is the source of this 459-nucleotide messenger RNA. RefSeq names its product Cse2p (gene CSE2). Gene Ontology annotation, cellular component: mediator complex. Gene Ontology annotation, molecular function: transcription coregulator activity. NCBI's taxonomy places the organism in Eukaryota, Fungi, Ascomycota, Saccharomycetes, Saccharomycetales, Saccharomycetaceae. The transcript has a single exon. Gene Ontology annotation, biological process: regulation of transcription by RNA polymerase II. The record is from RefSeq and is a predicted model, not a curated record. Bases 1 to 459 code for a protein of 152 amino acids.